Molecule: messenger RNA, 7775 nt
Organism: Stomoxys calcitrans (stable fly)
Lineage: Eukaryota; Metazoa; Arthropoda; Insecta; Diptera; Muscidae
Gene: mei-P26
Product: B-box type zinc finger protein ncl-1
Exons: 10
Coding region: 1446-4976 (1176 amino acids)
Biological process (GO): positive regulation of DNA-templated transcription
Cellular component (GO): nucleoplasm; chromatin
Molecular function (GO): protein binding; ubiquitin-protein transferase activity; zinc ion binding
Source: RefSeq, a predicted model, not a curated record
UCCAUAGUCUUUUCUCAGAGAUACGUGUCGAUUCGACCAGCUCGUGUAUGAAUUCAUUUGAAUGCGAACACGUUUGUGAACAUGCAAAUUUAGCUUUGCAACACAGCAACACUGACUGGAAGGUUAACUCAACCCUGUAACAUAGUGUAGAAAAGAUACUACAAAAAUUUUUUCACACACGGACUGAGUGAUUUUCGUCUGCCAUUAAUUUUUGUGGAAAAAUCAUAUAAUGGCAAAAAGGCUCUGAACAAGCAGCAGGAAUACAAAGGAUAUACGGUUUUGAACACUAUUGCAGCGGAGAUCAAUCAAUCAACCAAGAGCGGGAAAUAUUUUCUUUCUAUCCUGAAAACAAGUUGGACUAUAAAGCGGACAAGAGGUAGCGUUUUGUGAACAUUGUAAUUCGUUACAUUUUUUUGCUAUUCGUCGUCAUAACCGCCUCAGUGUGCAACACCCUGAUAUAACAACAAUAACAACAACAACAACAACAUAACCGCCAGUCAUCGUCGAACGUUUGUGAGUUGGCCAAGUCUGCGAAUUACCUAGGCCUUUUGUGGUGGGAUCAAAGGCAAAUUGUUUUUGCAAGCGAAGACGUAGUAGCAUCGUUAUAACAUCAUAUUUGCAAUACAACAAUAACUACAACUAUUUAAAAUAAACAUAUAUAUGUACACACUUCACUUCAAACUUAGAGAGUAAUUUAAAGAAAAAACAAAAAAAAAAACAAAAAUAUUGCAAAUAGUAACAAUUUUACUACAAAAACACAACAUAUUUCAAAUAUUUCGUGAUUCUUUCAAACAACCAAACAAAAAUACAAAGGAAAAAACAAAUAGAAAAAACUCAAUUCUAAAACACCAUUUAAAAAAAGAAAAACUAAAAUUGCAGCAAAUAGUAAUAAUAAUGAUAAUAGAGAACCAAACCCAUUAAAUGAUAUUAAUCAACAAUAUUUAAAAACAAUCAAACCACAAUAUUUAAUGAAUAUUUAUCAAUGAAGCUUUUUACACAAUAUUUGCUCUAACGAAUAAAGAAAAACUAACUAAAGAAGUAAGCAUAAUAACGAAACUCAAUUGAAACGCGUAAAAAUCACCAACUAUAGAAUCAAUCAAUAGCGUAAAACAGACAUACAAAAACAACCCCAGUGGCUUUUGGCGAAAAAAUAACCCUGCUUCUUGAAAAUACAUCAGAGAUUUUGAAAUCGCACCACCCUGCUUAAUUGGUAUUUUUGAAGAGCUUGUGUACUUUUUGGUGAACUUGUAGCAACCACAACAAAACAACCAAUCAAAAAUUCUCCAAGGCUUUAGCACAUACGUAUAUCAGAUCAAAAAGAAAGACAAACUCGCAGAGUAAAUAAAGGCUAUAGAAGGGGCUCAGACCUCUCAGUUGCAAGCGUUUAAUCUCCAACUUCAAAUUCAAAAAGUUACACUGCGUCACGCGUCAUAGAGGCUUUAUAUAUGGCAACCUUAGAGGAUUUUGCACCACAUAUCUUAAAUAGCACCACCGUGACCUCAAACACCUCGUCUGCGACCACAAACAUUGCCACUACCGCCGACUCAAGUAGCUGCUCCUUUUCCACCGUCUUGGACUCGUCAUCGAUCACGGCUGUUGCCAAAGCAUUGGAAGCUUCUAGUUUUAUAGCGACCCCAUCUAGCGCUUCCACUGUGGAUUCAAUAGUUGACAAGUUGGUCAACUCGUUGGACUUGAACGACACCUUAAUAGCGAACGGCGGUUGUAAUCCCAUAGCAAAGGAUAUAAAAAGCAUUUCUUCUCGUUCUUCGUCGGUUGCCGGCAGCUUGACCCUAGGUGGGCUGGGCGGUGGCAACAUGUUUAGUGAAGUGUUUGAAAGCAAUGUGGGCUCUGAGCUUGAGUCUGGUUCCUUGGAAGACACGUCGGGUUCGUUGUGUGAAGGCGAUGUUGAUAAGAAUUGCAAGAUUUGCAGUUCGCGCCUGCAGUCGCCUCGUGUUCUAUCAUGCCUUCAUGUCUUUUGUGAGUCAUGCCUCUGUAAGUUACUUAACGAAGAUUCCUCGGGAGGCAGUCUUUCUUCCUCAUCGUCCACUUCUUCGGUGGGUGGGGAAUUGAUUCCCGUUUCCAAUUCUUGCGGAAAAUCGCAGAUCAAGUGUCCAGUAUGCAAGCAAAUCACUUCGGUUGGUCCUAAAGGUGUGAAAUCUUUGACAUGCGAUUACAUUUUAACCAACAUUUUGGAUUUGGCCACCAUUGAAUCGGAGCAAUUGCAUUGUACCUCUUGCAAGAGCAAGGAGAAUGCAAUUUCCCGUUGCAAUGAUUGUGCCAAUUUCUUGUGCAGUGGCUGCGAUAAUGCCCACAAGUAUAUGCGAUGCUUUGAGAAUCACGAAGUCGUCAAGUUGGAAGAUUUGCAAAAAACUUCGGAUGGCGAUAAGCCAUUGAUUAUCCAUAAGCCAUUGUAUUGCAAUGUGCACACAUCAGAGAAUCUCAAGUAUUAUUGUUUUAAUUGCCAAAUACCGGUGUGUAAUGACUGUUUGAUAGCUGAUCACAAGGGUAGUGAACAUCACUAUGAUAUCAUAGCGUUGGCCGAGAAAUCCGUGCGAGGUGACGUUGAGAAUCUUAUGAAGGAGGCCAAAUCGAAGGUGCAAUAUUGCGACGAAGCAGACGCAAAUUUAUCUAGCGCUCUUACCGAGUUACAAACUCAACAUGAUUCAGCACGCGAUCUCAUCCAAGAGACCUUUGAAAACUACAAGAAGGUUAUAGAAAAGUGUCGCGAUCAAGCCUUGGUGGAACUAAAGAAACUGCAUUCUGAAAGAGUUUUGAAAAUUAUGGAUUUAAUGCAAAAUAUUCAGAACACCAUGUGUAAAAUCGAUAACACAUGCAAAUUUACCAAUCGCGUAUUGGAGCAGGCAAACGCAGCUGAAUUUCUAUCAAUGAAGAAGUUGAUUGCAUCUCAAUUUAUUAACAUGAUUAAUACAACACCGAAAUGUGAUAUUAACUAUUCGCUAACGUUUGAUACGAAGCCGGAUAAGUUUGAACAAUUGGCCCAGGAUACUUUUGGAAAGUUCCGCACAGAAUCUACUCCGCCAUCGCCAAAAGAAAGUACCCCACCACCAACUUUGCCUGGAAUGCCUCCGAAUAUGAUUAACGGCCGCGUCGGCGGUUCAUGCAGUGGCGGAAGCGGUGGUGCAAUGAAUUGUUCCAAUAGCUCUCAGAGUCAGAUGGCCAGCUCAGUAACGGCCAGCAGCCCAAUUUCUUUGCCAACUUCCAUGCAAAGUUCCUUUGAUGGUGACAUCUAUGCUUUGGGCAAUGGUUUCAUGAUGUCUAACGUACUUACCCCAGAUUCUCCUCCGCAAGGUCAAUCUGUAUUACCACCACAUCACCAUCAAUUGCAACAUCAGAACAGCACUUCUUCCCACCACAGCAGUGUUAGUGGCUUUAAUGGCAUUGGUUCCAUCGCAUCCGGCAAUGGCAACAACUUAAAUAACAACAUGAAUAAUACAUCACCUGCAUUCAAUGGAUCUCUUGGUAACACACCACUCGGUUCGGGCCCAAAUGGCUCACUAAUGGGUAACAACGGCCUUAACGGUCUCAACAACUCUGGACCCCCGGCGGGCAUGAAUGCCUUGAAUAAUCCUCUUAAUAACAGUCUUACUGCUGCUCUGAACGGUCCUUUGGGCGGAAAUGCCGGCGUUGCUGCUGUACCACCACCAGGUGGCUUUAAUAGCAUUCUCGAAUACAAUUUAUCUCGUCUUGCCAGUCUUACUGAAAACACACCAGACACCCUUAAUGACCCUCUAGUAGGCUCGCCCAGUGGACCCACCAAUCAAUCAGUUGUUCCAGCUGCUAAUGCACAAAAUCAGCCAAUCACUCUGGCCGACAUUUUGUCCGGUGAUCAAAGAGCUUUCAACAAUUUACAAGCUCUUGCUAAAUUGGGGCUAAACAAUAAUGAUUUUCACACAGACAUUACAAGCAAUCAGCUAUUAACGAAUGGACCCUCACCAACUGGAUUUGAUUGUUUAUUACCAGAUUACUGCCUAUCCACAGCACCAUCACCAAGCUUGCCAAAUUUGCCACCAUUGUGCCCUGGUGGUGGGGCAGGUGGUUCGGUUGAUGAUAUGAGCAUAGCUAGUUUCCAUGCCCCGCAACAAGCGCAACCAACUACGACGAGCAUUAUUACGGGCCGAAAUAAGGCAACACCAAUGCAAAUUCGUUGCAAGUUUGGUUCUUUAGGUACAUCGAAGGGCCAGUUCAAUUCUCCGCAUGGCUUUUGCUUGGGCGUCGAUGAGGAAAUCAUUGUGGCCGAUACGAACAAUCAUCGCAUUGAAAUUUUUGACAAGUCGGGUAAUUUGAAAUUUUACUUCGGAGUACCUGGUAAGGAAGAAGGUCAAUUGUGGUAUCCGCGCAAAGUUGCUGUUAUGCACACAAACGGCAAAUUUGUUGUCUGUGAUCGUGGCAACGAACGUUCACGCAUGCAGAUCUUCUCAAAAAGUGGCCAUUUUAUGCGCAAAAUUGCCAUACGAUACAUUGAUAUUGUUGCUGGUCUGGCAGUUACAUCGAAAGGACAUAUCGUUGCCGUUGACAGUGUUUCCCCUACUGUGUUUGUUAUAUCGGAAGAUGGUGAAUUGGUGCGUUGGUUCGAUUGCAGCGAUUACAUGCGCGAACCAUCCGACAUUGCCAUUAGAGACAACGACUUUUACGUUUGUGACUUUAAGGGUCACUGCGUUGCCGUCUUUCACGAGGAUGGCACAUUCCAAUAUCGUAUAGGCAAUGAGAAGGUUACAUGCUUCCCCAAUGGAAUCGAUAUAUCAAAUGCUGGAGAUAUAUUAAUCGGAGAUUCCCAUGGUAAUCGCUUCCAUGUUGCUUGCUAUUCGCGUGAUGGUGUUCUUCAAUCGGAGUUUGAAUGUCCACAUGUCAAGGUAUCCCGUUGCUGUGGUCUUAAAAUAACAUCGGAGGGUUAUGUUGUGACAUUGGCCAAGAAUAACCAUCAUGUUUUAGUGCUCAAUACACUAUAUGUUCAGUGAUUGCAAAAAAAGAAAUCUCUCAAUGCGAGACUUGAUUUAUUACCGUAUGGAAAAACUACAACAGUUAGCAAAUCUCACCAAACACACCAACAACAACAACAAACGCAAUCGCAUCUUCAACAACAGCAGCAGCAGCAGCACCAACACCAUCAUCAUCAAUCGUUGCGUGCUACAGUUUUUCCAGCAAUGAAUGGCAGUCAUUGUGCAAACACUCCAAUAACGGUAGCUGCUACAGCUGCAGCCAAUUCAAUCGGAGCAACAUCAGGCACAGCCGCAGUAGUAACACCAACAGCAUCAUCAUCAGCAACAGCAGCAGCAGCAAGUACAUCUGUAAACUUCAAUUUGCCUUUGAUUAGCAAGCAUCAGCUUUAUAAAACUAAUACUGAAAAUAGUGAUAAUGGUGAACAAACAAAAUUACAACUUAUAGAUUAUGAUGAAAUUUAAGGCAAUAAUAUUUUUGUAUUAUUUUCUUUGAAAAAACAGAAAAAGCAAAAAAAAAAAAAAACAUAUUUUUAACAUGAUGAUGAUAACAACGCCUCCAAAGAUACGACGAAAUUUUGAAUUUACGCCGCCAAAAGCCAAAAAGAAAAAAAAACGUAAAAACAAAACAAUUUAUUUUUUUUACACCUCUUCUUACUACAUACUACUACUUUAUUAUAAAUUAUUAUAUUCUACAUCGUUUUACACUUUACAAUUUUUAAUGUAGUUAAACAAUUACAAAAAAAGAAGGCCGUUUUUAUAUACAAAACAAAUAUUUUUAGCUUUUAUGAAGAGAUUUUUUUUUAUAAUUUAAUUUGUUUCUUUCCUUCUGUGUAUAUUACUUAAAAAAAAACAAACAAACAAAACAAAAAAGAUUUUACAGUAGAAUUUAAAGUUGCAUAUUUCCAUAUACGCCAAAAAAAUUUAUGAUAUUUUUCUUGUAUACGGAAAGGUUGCCCUUUUAGAUUCGACGAUAUUAAUUAUGAGAUGGAACGGAACACACACAGACACAUACACAUAUACAUAAUUGCCACAAGACAUCUGAAAGAAAGAAAGAAAAAAAAACACAUGUUCUUUUCGAAACAAAUCUCAAGCCCUUACAAAUACAAUUAUAAUAUUUUGAUCUCUUUCUAUUCAAUUUUUUUUAUUUAAUAUCCAAACAUCAUUAUUUUAUUUCAUAGAACAAUUUGAAAUUUUGAGAAAAAUUAAAUACUUUUUUUUUUCUUUUUUAAAUUUGCCUUUGUAAAGAACGAAAACUUAAAACAAAAUAUUAAAUAUUUUUUAUUUUUUCAAAAACGCUGCAAUGGUUUACAAUAAACUGAACACAAUUCUUGCAAAAGAAUAAUAGCAAACAAGAAUCAACUUAAUAAAUAUUGUUAUUUAAUUUUUUUACAUUUUUUUUUGUUACGUUUUCCUUUUUUAUGAUAAUUUAAAAUCAAAAGAAAAAUGUAUUUACUUUGAUGAAAACUAUUUACAUACAUACAUACCGCUGUUUUCAUGAAGAAAUGUAUGUUAAUUUUUAUUUUAGCCAACACAUUAUAUUCCUUUUUUUUAAUUAAUUAAUACAUACUUAUAAAAUAAUAAUUUCCCCACGUUAUUUUUUAAAUAAGGCUGGUUUUCCAAGACAUUAUUUUUAUUUACUCACUCACUUGUGUGUUAUCUAUAUACAUAUAAUAUAUAUACAUAUAUUUUAUUUUUAAUUAAAAAUAAAAAAAAACAUUGUUAACUUUUUAAAUUAUUAAUUAACUACACAUCUACAAACUAUUUACAUAAAAAAAAACAAACAAAAAACGAAGAAAAAAAAAAAACAAAAAUAUUUAAACAUGUUUUAAUAAUGUUAAAUAUUUUAACACAACAAAACAACAACAAAUUUUAAACGUGAAACAAAGAAAACCCUUAUAAUUUAUAAUACAAUACCAUAUAUAUAUAUAUACAUAAAAUGUUUAAUUUUAUUUUAACUUACGUGUUUCAAAUAUUUUCUUGUCAUUUUGUAUUUUUUUUUUUAAUUUUUUAUAUUUAUUUAAUUUUUGUUUCAACCAAGAAAAAAUAUACAUAUAGAUAUACAUAUAUGAUUUUCAAAUGUAUUUAUAAAAUUUCCUUUUUUCGUUUUGUAAACAUUAUAAUACAUUUUUUUUGUUCUACUAAUGCUAAUAAAUUAAAACGAACGAAAACAAAGAAAAUUGAACUAGCUUAAAGAAACAAAACAAAACAAAAAAAAAAAAACAUAUUUUGUGCGCGAGGCUGUAGUUUUUAAUUGAUGAAAAGCAAAAGAAGAGAAAAAGGAAUAAGAAAAACAAAAACAAAACACAAAAUAAAAAUCAAUACCAAUCAUACCUUUUUACUACUAUAUAAGCAUUAACAACGAUUACAAGAAUUACCCAAAAGCAAUCCUUUUUAAGAAAAAUACAUACAAACAUGGCAUACAUAUAUAAUUUUAAGUAGUACCAAAUGUAGCGUUUCUCUUCGAAAUUUUAAACAACACAUACACACACACAGAAACAUCAGACUUAUAAAAUUUUGAAACCGUCGCGUCGUCAUUAUUUUCGUAUAGACUAAGAUUAGUUUGCUUUUGUGUUGUUAUAACCUAUAGUUUUUAUUUAUUAUAAAAUACUUUUUAUUAUGUCAUAUGUAAUUUUGUCUUUAACAAAAGAGCAAAGUGGUUAGUUAGUCUCUCUCUCUUUCUCAUCAAAAAAAAAAGGCAAAUUUUCAUGUACAUUUGUAAUGUUUGGCUGUUCAAAGAUGUAGUGUUUUUUUAUUAUUAUUAUAAUUAUCUUUAUUUUUAAACUUAGUCAUGAAUUUUUUAGGGAUUUUUAUUUUAAU